Molecule: messenger RNA, 13589 nt
Organism: Erinaceus europaeus (western European hedgehog)
Lineage: Eukaryota; Metazoa; Chordata; Mammalia; Eulipotyphla; Erinaceidae
Gene: DNAH10
Product: dynein axonemal heavy chain 10
Exons: 77
Coding region: 80-13372 (4430 amino acids)
Biological process (GO): microtubule-based movement
Cellular component (GO): dynein complex
Molecular function (GO): dynein light intermediate chain binding; dynein intermediate chain binding; ATP hydrolysis activity
Source: RefSeq, a predicted model, not a curated record
GGUUGUCUCCACCCUGGAGGGGGAAGAAGAGGAAGACGAGGCUGAUUUUCUCAAAUCAGAGAGCACAUCAGUUAAAAAUAUGCUGCUCAAGUCCAGCUCCGUGCCUCAGACCCCCAUCAUCUCUGCGACUGAAGACACCUCCAAAGGAAGCUCAGAAAAGCUCCCCCACAAAAAAAUAAUCAGGCAUAUUGUGGAGAAGCCGUGUCUCCAUGUGCUUUGUACCCCUGUUUCUGAGGAGUUUCUGGACCAGAAUGUGGUGUUUUUUCUCAGAAAUACAAAAGAGACAGUGCUGGAAGCUACGGACAUGAAAGAGGCCAUGGAGCUCACGCCCGAGACGCUGGAAUAUGGGAUCAUAAACAAGAACGUGCUCGGCUUCCUGAAGGACAUCGUGUGCCAUGUGUUUCUGCCAGCCCUGUCCUUCAACCAGCACAAGGAAGCAAGCAUGGGACUGCCUUCCGGGGACAUGUUGGACUCUUCAGAGAAUGAGCAGGAAUUGUAUGCCGUGCCUGGGGAGACAGUGGAGUAUCACAGCAUUCAGCUAAUACGGGAUGAAUUUCUAAUGAACCUCCAGAAAUUCGCAAACAAUAUUCAGAGAACAAUGCAGCAACUUGAGGGCGAGAUCAAACUGGAGAUGCCGAGCAUCAGUGUGGACCAGGAGGUGUCAGCCCUGGCCGCAGACGCAGAGACCGUGGAGACCCUGGAGCAGUGUGUGAUCAAUUGGCUGAACCAGAUCUCCUCGGCGGUGGAGGAGCAGCUGAAGAAGACCCCCCAGGGGAACGGCCCUCUAGCUGAAAUUGAAUUCUGGCGAGAACGCAACGCAACCCUGAGCGCACUGCACGAGCAGACCAAGCUCCCCGUGGUGAGGAAGGUGCUGGAGGUGAUCAAGGAAGCGGACUCCAUGGUGGUGGCCAACCUGCAGUCAGUCUUAACCAGCCUGUUCAAGUUUCACAUGGAGGCCUCAGACAACGUGCGGUUCCUCUCCACUGUGGAGCGCCACUUCAAGAACAUUACACAUGGCUCGAGCUUUCACGUUGUCUUGGAGACCAUCCCGUCGAUGAUGAGCGCCCUGCGGAUGGUGUGGACCAUCUCCCGGCACUACAACAAAGACGAGAGGAUGAUCCCGCUGAUGGAGCGUAUCGCCUGGGAGAUCGCCGAGAGAGUGUGCAAAGUGGUCAACCUGCGCACCUUGUUUAAAGAAAAUCGAGCGAGUGCACAGCACAAAACCUUGGAGGCCAAGAACACGCUCCUCACGUGGAAAAAGGCCUACUUUGACAUCAGGUCCAAGAUCGAGGCUUCGGGCAGAGAAGCUCGGUGGGAGUUUGAUAGGAAACGGCUAUUUGAGAGGACAGACUACAUGGCCACCAUCUGUCAGGAUCUCUACGACAUCCUACAGGUGGUGGAAGAAUUUUACAACAUAUUUGGUCCAGAACUGAAAGCGGUGACUGGGGACCCCAAGCGUAUCGACGACGUCCUCUGCAGGGUGGACAGUCUGGUCAGCCCAAUGGAGAGUCUGAACUUUGACCCCUUCAGCAUCAAGGCCUCCCAGUACUGGAAAUACGUCAUCGACGACUUCAGGAUCGAAGUUCUGAUCGACAUAGUCAACAAAAUCUUUGUCCAAAACCUCGAGAACCCUCCACUGUACAAGAACCACCCCCCAGUGGCAGGUGCCAUCUACUGGGAGCGCUCCCUGUUCUAUCGGAUCAAACACACCAUCCUCCGGUUCCAUGAGGUGGAGGAGAUCAUGGACACUGACCGAGGACAAGAGGUGAAACAAAAAUACCUGGAAGUGGGAAGGACGAUGAAGGACUACGAAGACAGGAAGUACGAGCAGUGGAAAGAUGCCACGGAGCAGAUCCUCCCGGUCCUCAUGAAAAAGAGUCUGCUGACCAAGACGUCCACCCUGAACGAGGAUACUGGGGUAGUCUCCGACAAGUCUGUCUUUGUAAUUAACUUCUCACCGACUCUCAAGGAGAUUAUUAAUGAAGCAAAAUACAUGGAGCAGCUGGGAUUCCCUGUCCCUGAACUAGCUAGGAAUGUCGCCCUCCAGGAAGACAAGUUUCUUAGGUACACAGAAGGGCUGCAGCGGAUGCUGGACCACUACCACAUGAUCAUAGGGACGCUGAAUGAGGCGGAGUCUCUUCUCCUUGAUGACCACUCCCAGGAAUUAGUGAGAGUGUUUAGAUCCGGAUAUAAGAGGUUAAACUGGAACUCACUAGGUAUUGCCGAUUACAUAACUCGGUGCAAACAGGCCAUCGGGAAAUUUGAGUCUCUUGUCCAUCAGAUUCAUAAGAACGCAGAUGACAUCUCUUCCAGGCUCACCUUAAUCGAGUCCGUAAAUCUCUUUAAAUAUCCAGCAGCGAAAAGCGAGGAGGAACUCCCAGGCGUGAAGGAGUUCUUUGAGCACAUCGACCUAGAGCGGGCCAAGGACAUGGACCACAUGGUCAGGUGGUACCUCGCCAUAGGGCCUCUGCUGACCAAAGUCGAGGGCCUGGUGGUCCAGACCAACACGGGCAUGGCCCCCAAGCUGGCCUCCUACUAUGAGUACUGGGAAAACAGGAUCUAUGAGGUCCUGACUAAGCUCAUUCUCAAGAAUUUGCAGUCUUUCAAUUCCUUAGUUCUUGGAAAUGUCCCUUUGUUCCAAACGGAAACCAUUCUGACUGCACCAGAAAUCAUCCUGCACCCCAACUCAACGGAGAUCGACAAAAUGUGUGUCCACUGUGUCAGGAACUGCGUGGAGGUCACCAAGCAUUUCGUCCGAUGGAUGAAUGGCAGCUGUAUAGAAUGCCCUCCUCAGAGGGGGGAGGAAGAAGAGCUUGUCGUCAUAAGCUUUUUCAGCGAUGUUUCUCAGAAUCCUCAGAUCAUUGAACAAGCUGUGAUGAUCCCCCAAAAUAUCCACAGGAUUCUGGUCAGUCUGAUGAAGUACCUACAGAAGUGGAAGCGGUAUCGACCUCUGUGGAAGUUGGACAAAGCCAUUGUGAUGGAGAAAUUUGCCUCCAAGAAACCUCCUUGCGUGGCCUAUGAUGAAAAGCUGCAGUUCUACUCCAAGAUCGCCUAUGAGGUCCUGCGACACCCCCUGAUUAAGGACGAGCACUGCAUCCGCCUGCAGCUGGAGCCUCUGGCAAGCACAGUGCAGGAGAACGCCAAGUCCUGGGUGACCUCGCUGGGCAAGCUUCUCAAUGACUCAGCCAAGGAGGAGCUCAACAAUCUCUACGAGGAGAUGGAGCUGCUGACCAAAAACCUGAAGAAGAGCCCCAACACCCUUGAAGAUCUUAAGUUUGUUCUGGCAACAAUCGCAGAAAUCAGGAGCAAGUCUCUAGUCAUGGAGCUGCGGUACCGGGAUGUCCAGGAGCGCUACCGUACCAUGGCCAUCUACAACCUCUUUCCUUCUGAUACGGAGAAAGAACUGGUGGACAAGAUUGAGAGCAUGUGGCUAAACCUGUUCAAUGACUCGCUGAAUGUGGAGCAUGCCCUUGGCGGCAUAAAGAGAACUUUCACAGAGAUCACCCGAGGUGAGAUACUGAACUUCAGACAGCAGAUAGAGGACUUUGCAAAGCACUUCUAUCUCGAAGGCCCUGGCUCUGUUGGUGAAGAUCUUGAUAAAGGUAUAGAACAUUUAGCCACUUACGAGAAAGACCUGGCAAAGCAUGAGAAGAACCGCCAAGAGCUGGCCAAUGCCGAGAAGCUCUUUGACCUCCCGAUCACAAUGUACCCAGAGCUGCUCAAGGUGCAGAAGGAGAUGAAUGGGCUAAGGCAGAUCUACGACCUCUACGCAGGACUCAAGGCUGCCAAAGAAGAAUGGUCCCAGACCCUCUGGAUCAACCUGAACGUGCAGUUUCUUCAGGAAGGAAUUGAAGGUUUCCUCAAGAACCUCCGGAAGCUCCCCCGGCAGGUCCGGAGCCUAUCAGUAGCCUACCACCUGGAGAUGAAGAUGAAGGCAUUCAAAGACUCGAUCCCUCUACUCCUCGACUUGAAACACGAGGCUCUGAGAGACAGGCACUGGAAAGAUCUUAUGGAAAAAACAGGCAUAUUUUUUGAAAUGACAGAGACAUUCACCUUGGAGAACAUGUUUGCCAUGGAGCUGCACAAGCACGCAGAUGUCCUCAAUGAGAUUGUGACCUCGGCAGUCAAGGAAAUCACCAUCGAGAAGGCUGUGAAGGAAAUCCUGGACACGUGGGAAAAUAUGAAGUUCACUGUGGUCAAGUAUUACAAAGGCACCCAGGAGCGAGGCUACAUCUUGGGGUCUGUCGACGAAAUCAUCCAGUGCCUGGAUGACAAUACUUUCAACCUGCAGAGCAUCGCAGGGAGCAGAUUUGUGGGGCCUUUCCUGCAGACCGUUCACAAAUGGGAGAAGACCCUGUCUCUGAUAGGGGAGGUCAUCGAGAUUUGGAUGCUGGUCCAGAGAAAAUGGAUGUACCUGGAAAGCAUCUUCAUUGGGGGGGACAUCAGAUCACAGCUUCCAGAAGAGGCGAAGAAGUUUGACAACAUUGACAGAGUCUUUAAAAGGAUCAUGGGUGAGACCCUCAAAGACCCCGUGAUCAAGCGCAGCUGUGAGGCCCCCAACCGCCUGACGGACCUGCAGUACAUCAGUGAGGGCCUGGAGAAGUGCCAGAAGAGCCUCAAUGACUACCUGGACUCCAAGAGAAACGCCUUCCCCAGGUUCUUCUUCAUCUCCGACGACGAACUGCUCAGCAUCCUGGGCAACAGUGACCCUCUCUGCGUGCAGGAACACAUGAUCAAGAUGUAUGACAACAUCGCCGCCCUGAGGUUUCAUGACGGGGACAGUGGAGAAAAACUCGUGUCCGCCAUGAUCUCGGCUGAAGGGGAAGUCAUGGAGUUCAGGAAGAUCAUCCGGGCUGAGGGCCGUGUGGAGGACUGGAUGACGGCGGUUUUGCAUGAAAUGCGGAGAACCAACAGGCUGAUCACCAAGGAGGCUAUUUUCCGAUACUGUGAAGACAACAGCAGGGUCGACUGGAUGCUCCUGUAUCAGGGGAUGGUGGUGCUGGCCGCCAGCCAGGUGUGGUGGACCUGGGAGGUGGAAGAUGUCUUCCGGAAGGUGCAUCAUGGUGAGAAGCAGGCCAUGAAGGAGUAUGGCAAGAAGAUGCACCAGCAGAUUGACGAGCUGGUCACUCGCAUCACCUGGAAUCUCAGCAAAAACGACCGGAAGAAGUACAACACAGUUCUCAUCAUCGACGUGCACGCCAGGGACAUUGUCGAUUCUUUUAUAAGGGGCAGCAUUCUCGAGGCCCGUGAGUUCGAGUGGGAGAGUCAGCUGCGUUUCUACUGGGACCGGGAGCCAGACGAGCUGAACAUCCGGCAGUGCACGGGCACCUUCGGCUAUGGCUACGAGUAUAUGGGCUUGAACGGGAGGCUGGUCAUCACGCCGCUCACAGACCGGAUCUACCUGACCCUCACUCAGGCUCUGUCCAUGUACCUGGGUGGGGCCCCCGCUGGCCCGGCAGGGACUGGCAAAACCGAGACCACCAAGGACCUUGCCAAAGCCUUGGGCCUGCUCUGUGUUGUGACCAAUUGUGGAGAAGGCAUGGAUUACAAGGCGGUGGGGAAGAUUUUCUCUGGCCUGGCCCAGUGCGGGGCUUGGGGCUGCUUUGACGAGUUUAAUCGGAUCGACGCUUCAGUGCUCUCAGUGAUCUCCUCUCAGAUUCAGACAAUCCGAAACGCUUUGAUGCAUCAGCUGACCACGUUCCAGUUCGAAGGACAGGAGAUCUCCCUGGACUCGAGAAUGGGCAUCUUCAUCACCAUGAACCCCGGCUACGCGGGCCGCACGGAGCUGCCCGAGUCGGUGAAGGCGCUCUUCCGGCCGGUGGUGGUGAUCGUGCCCGACCUGCAGCAGAUCUGCGAGAUCAUGCUCUUCUCUGAGGGCUUCCUCUGGGCCAAGACGCUGGCCAAAAAGAUGACAGUUCUGUAUAAGCUGGCUCGGGAGCAGCUCUCCAAACAGCAUCACUAUGAUUUUGGACUCCGAGCGCUGAAGUCAGUGUUGGUGAUGGCUGGGGAGCUGAAGAGGGGCUCCCCUGAACUGAAAGAGGACGUGGUGCUGAUGAGGGCGCUUCGGGACAUGAACCUGCCCAAGUUUGUGUUCGAAGACGUCCCUCUUUUCCUCGGUUUGAUUUCUGAUCUGUUCCCGGGGCUAGACUGCCCGCGCGUUCGCUACCCCGAUUUCAAUGAUGCUGUGGAGCAGGUGCUGGAGGAGAAUGGCUACAUCGUCCUCCCCAUCCAGGUGGAUAAGGUGGUUCAGAUGUUCGAGACCAUGCUAACCCGCCACACAACGAUGGUGGUGGGGCCUACAGGAGGGGGAAAGUCUGUGGUCAUUAACACUCUGUGCCAGGCCCAGACCAAACUUGGAACGAUGACAAAGUUGUAUAUCCUGAACCCCAAAGCUGUGAGUGUGAUAGAACUCUAUGGCAUCCUGGACCCCACCACCCGAGACUGGACAGAUGGGGUGCUGUCAAACAUUUUUAGGGAGAUCAACAGGCCGACAGAUAAGAAGGAGCGGAAGUAUAUUUUAUUUGAUGGUGACGUAGAUGCUCUGUGGGUGGAAAACAUGAAUUCUGUGAUGGAUGACAACAAGCUGUUGACCCUGGCCAAUGGUGAGCGUAUUCGACUUCAAGCACACUGUGCUCUUCUCUUUGAGGUUGGAGACUUACAGUAUGCCUCCCCUGCAACCGUGUCUCGAUGUGGAAUGGUUUAUGUGGAUCCUAAAAACUUGAAAUAUCAACCAUACUGGAAAAAAUGGGUUAAUGGGAUACAGAGUAAGAUGGAGCAAAAUUACUUAAAUACUCUUUUUGAGAAAUAUGUGCCCUAUCUCAUUGACAUGAUUGUGGAAGGAAUAGUGGAUGGCAGACAAGGAGAGAAACUGAAGACCAUAGUUCCUCAGACAGACCUAAACAUGGUGACUCAGUUAACCAAGAUGUUGGAUGCCUUCCUGGAAGGAGAAAUGGAGGACAUUGAUCUCCUGGAGUGCUACUUCCUAGAGGCCCUGUACUGCUCUCUGGGGGCAGCCCUGCUGGAGGAUGGGAGGAUAAAAUUUGAUGAAUGUAUUAAGCGUGUAGCUUCUUUGCCCACUGUUGAUACAGAAGAUGUCUGGGCCCGGCCUGGGGAGUUGCCAGGUCACCUUCCAACCCUGUACGACUUUCAUUUUGAUUCCAUGCAGAAGAAAUGGAUACCAUGGAAUAAGUUAGUCCCAGAGUAUGUCCACCUCCCUGAGAGGAAAUUUAUUGACAUCCUGGUUCACACCGUGGACACCACCCGCAUCACCUGGAUGCUGGAGCAGAUGGUGAAGAUCAAGCAGCCCGUCAUUCUGGUCGGGGAGUCUGGCACCUCCAAGACGGCCACCACCCAGAACUUCCUCAAAGGCCAGAAUGAAGAGAUUAAACUUGUGCUGAUGGUCAACUUCUCCUCCCGCACCACGUCCUUGGAUAUCCAAAGAAGCCUGGAAGCAAGCGUGGAAAAACGGACCAAAGACACGUACGGCCCCCCCAUGGGAAAACGCCUCCUGGUGUUCAUGGAUGACAUGAACAUGCCGAAGGUGGAUGAGUACGGCACACAGCAGCCAAUUGCCCUGCUGAAGCUGCUUUUGGAAAAAGGCUACCUGUACGACCGGGGGAAGGAGCUGAACUGCAAAAACAUUCGGGACCUGGACUUUAUUGCUGCCAUGGGCAAAGCUGGCGGAGGCCGCAACGAGGUGGACCCGCGGUUCCUCUCCCUGUUCAACGUCUUCAAUGUUCUGUUUCCUUCCGAGGAGUCGCUGCAGUUAAUUUACUCCUCUAUCCUGAAAGGCCAUACCUCGGUAUUCAACGAGAGCAUCCUGGCUGUGAGUGACAAGUUGACUUCCUGCACAUUAGAGCUUUACAAAAGCAUAGUUCAGGACCUUCCUCCCACACCGUCCAAGUUUCACUACAUCUUUAACCUCCGAGACCUCUCCCGGGUUUUUAACGGCCUAGUUCUCACUAACCCAGAGCGGUUCCAGCUGGUGACCCAGAUGGUGAGGGUCUGGAGGAACGAGUGUCUGAGAGUCUUCCACGACCGGCUAAUCAAUGAGACAGACAAGCAGUUGGUACAAGAUCAUAUAGCAGCCCUGGUCAUGGAUCAUUUCACAGACGACCUGGAUGCGGUGAUGAGGGAUCCCAUCCUGUUUGGAGACUUCCGCAUGGCACUGCACGAAGAGGAGACUCGAGUCUAUGAAGACAUCCAGGAUUACGAAGCAGCCAAGGCUCUGUUCCAGGAAAUCCUCGAGGAGUAUAAUGAAAGCAACACCAAAAUGAACUUGGUUCUGUUUGACGAUGCCCUGGAGCACCUGACCCGCGUGCACCGCAUCAUUCGCAUGAACCGAGGCCACGCGCUGCUGGUGGGCGUCGGCGGCUCAGGGAAGCAGUCACUUGCCCGGCUGGCCGCCUUCACGGCCGGCUGUGAGGUGUUCGAGAUCCUUCUAAGCCGGGGCUACUCAGAGACCAAUUUCCGGGAUGAUCUGAAGAGCCUUUACCAGAAGUUGGGGCUCGAGAACAAAGCCAUGAUCUUCCUGUUCACGGAUGCGCACGUGGCGGAGGAGGGCUUCCUGGAGCUGAUCAACAACAUGUUGACCUCAGGAAUCGUACCCGCGCUUUUCCAGGAAGACGAAAAGGAAUCCAUCCUUGGUCAGAUUGGGCCAGAGGCUGUGAAGCAAGGGGUCGGGCCAGCUAAGGAGUCCGUGUGGCAGUAUUUCGUGAACAAGAGCGCCAACAACCUGCACAUCGUCCUGGGCAUGUCGCCAGUGGGGGACACGCUGAGGACCCGAUGCAGGAAUUUCCCAGGUCUAGUAAAUAACACAGGUAUUGACUGGUUCAUGCCCUGGCCUCCCCAAGCCCUGCAUGCUGUCGCAAAGUCAUUUUUAGGGAAUAACUUAAUGAUCCCAGCAGAGAACAUAGAGGAUGUGGUAGAGCACGUGGUUUUGGUCCACCAGUCGGUAGAUGAAUUCAGCAAGCUGUUUCUGCAGAAGUUGAGACGCAGCAACUAUGUAACUCCCAAGAAUUAUCUGGACUUCAUCAACACCUACUCAAAGCUACUGGACGAGAAAACGCAGUACAACAUAGCACAGUGCAAGCGCCUGGAAGGUGGGCUGGACAAGCUCAAGGAGGCCACCAUCCAGCUGGACGAGCUGAACCAGAAGCUGGCCGAGCAGAAGAUUGUGCUGGCCGAGAAGUCAGCUGCCUGUGAGGCGCUGCUGCAGGAAAUUGCCACCAACACGGCCAUAGCUGAGGAAAAGAAGAAACUUGCGGAAGAAAAAGCCAUCGAGAUUGAGGAGCAGAACAAGAUCAUCGCGGUGGAGAAGGCCGAGGCCGAGACAGCCCUGGCCGAGGUCAUGCCCAUCCUGGAGGCCGCCAAGCUGGAGCUACAGAAGCUAGACAAGUCCGACGUGACAGAGAUCAGGUCCUUCGCCAAGCCUCCUAAGCAGGUGCAGACGGUGUGUGAGUGCAUCCUCAUCAUGAAGGGCUACAAGGAGCUCAACUGGAAAACGGCCAAGGGCAUGAUGUCCGACCCCAACUUCCUGCGCUCGCUCAUGGAGAUCGACUUCGACUCCAUCUCCCAGAGCCAAGUGAAGAACAUCCGAGGCCUCUUGAAGACUCUCAACACUACCACAGAAGAGAUGGAAGCUGUGAGCAAGGCGGGCCUGGGGAUGCUCAAGUUCGUUGAGGCUGUGAUGGGUUACUGUGAUGUCUUUAAAGAAAUCAAGCCCAAGAGAGAAAAGGUGGCCAGGCUGGAGCGGAACUUCUACCUGACCAAGCGCGAGCUGGAGAGGAUCCAGAACGAGCUGGCUGCCAUCCAGAGGGAGCUGGAAGCGCUGGGGGCCAAGUACGAGGCGGCCAUCCUGGAGAAGCAGAAACUGCAGGAGGAGGCAGAGAUCAUGGAGCGUAGGCUCAUCGCCGCCGACAAGCUCAUCUCGGGCUUGGGUUCUGAGAACGUCAGGUGGCUCAAGGACCUGGGGGAGCUGAUGCAUAGGCGGGUGAAGCUGCUGGGUGACUGCCUGCUGUGUUCCGCCUUCCUGAGCUACGAGGGCGCCUUCACCUGGGAGUUCCGCAAGGACAUGGUCCACCAGGUGUGGCAGAAUGACAUUCUGGACCGGGGCAUCCCGCUCAGUCAGCCCUUUCGGCUGGAAAGCCUGCUCACAGAUGAUGUGGAGAUCAGCAGGUGGGGUUCACAGGGCCUGCCCCCCGAUGAGCUCUCGGUGCAGAAUGGCAUCCUCACUACCCGGGCCAGCCGCUUCCCCCUCUGCAUCGACCCCCAGCAGCAGGCGCUCAACUGGAUCAAGAGGAAGGAGGAGAGGAACAACCUGCGGGUGGCCUCUUUCAAUGACCCUGACUUCCUGAAGCAGCUGGAGAUGGCUAUCAAGUACGGGACCCCCUUCCUAUUCCACGACGUGGACGAGUACAUUGACCCCGUGAUUGACAACGUACUAGAAAAGAACAUCAAGGUCUCACAGGGCCGCCAGUUCAUCAUCUUGGGAGACAAAGAGGUAGACUACGACUCCAACUUCCGGCUUUACCUCAACACCAAGCUGGCCAACCCCAGAUACUCGCCCUCCGUGUUCGGGAAAGCCAUGGUGAUCAACUACACCGUCACACUGAAAGGCCUGGAGGACCAGCUGCUGAGUGUGCUGGUUGCCUAUGAGCGGCGGGAGCUGGAGGAGCAGCGGGAGCACCUCAUCCAGGAGACGAGCGAGAACAAGAACCUGCUCAAGGACCUGGAGGACUCCCUGCUCCGGGAGCUGGCCACCUCCACGGGCAACAUGCUAGACAAUGUGGAGCUGGUGCACACGCUGGAGGAGACCAAGUCCAAGGCCACGGAGGUCUCAGAGAAGCUCAAGCUGGCGGAGAAGACCGCCCUGGACAUCGAUCGGCUGCGGGACGGCUACCGGCCAGCAGCGCGCAGGGGCGCCAUCCUGUUCUUUGUGCUGUCGGAGAUGGCCCUGGUGAACUCCAUGUACCAGUACUCCCUCACCGCCUUCCUGGAUGUCUUCGGCUUGUCCCUCAAGAAGUCGCUGCCCGACUCCAUUCUCGUGAAGCGCCUGCGCAACAUCAUGGACACGCUGACCUUCAACAUCUAUAACUACGGCUGCACGGGGUUGUUUGAAAAGCACAAGCUCCUCUUUUCUUUCAACAUGACUAUCAAGAUAGAACAAGCAGAAGGGAGAGUCCCCCAAGAAGAACUAGAUUUCUUUUUAAAAGGAAAUAUCUCCCUGGAGAAAAGCAAACGGAAAAAGCCCUGCGCCUGGUUGUCUGACCAGGGUUGGGAAGAUAUCAUCCUUCUAUCAGAAUUAUUCACAGAGGACUUUGGGAAUCUUCCUGAUGAUGUUGAGAAGAAUCUGUCCAUGUGGCAGGAGUGGUAUGACCUGGAUUCGCUCGAGCAGUUCCCAUUCCCGCUGGGCUAUGACAAAAACAUCACCCCUUUCCAGAAGUUGCUCAUCUUGCGCUGUUUCCGUGUGGACCGUGUGUACCGGGCAGUGACAGACUAUGUGACCGUGACAAUGGGAGAGAAGUAUGUGCAGCCACCGAUGAUCAGCUUUGAAGCCAUCUUUGAGCAGAGCACACCCAACUCGCCCAUCGUGUUCAUCCUGAGCCCUGGAUCGGACCCGGCCAGUGACCUCAUGAAACUGGCCGAGCGGAGUGGCUUUGGAGGAAACCGCCUCAAAUUCCUGGCCAUGGGUCAAGGCCAAGAAAAGCUGGCUCUGCAGCUGCUGGAGACAGCGGUGGCUCGGGGACAGUGGCUGAUGCUGCAGAAUUGCCACCUCCUGGUCAAGUGGCUGAAGGAUCUGGAGAAGUCCCUGGAGAGGAUCACCAAACCCCAUCCCGACUUCCGCCUGUGGCUCACCACGGACCCCACCAAGGGCUUCCCCAUUGGGAUCCUGCAGAAAUCCCUGAAGGUGGUCACAGAGCCCCCCAAUGGGCUGAAGCUCAACAUGAGGGCGACCUACUUCAAGAUCUCUCACGAAAUGCUGAACCAGUGUCCACACCCGGCCUUCAAGUCGCUGGUGUACGUGCUGGCAUUCUUCCACGCUGUGGUGCUGGAGAGGCGCAAGUUUGGCAAGAUCGGCUGGAAUGUGUACUACGACUUCAAUGAGUCUGACUUCCAGGUAUGCAUGGAGAUUCUCAGCACCUACUUGACAAAGGCCUUCCAGCAGCAAGACCCUCGGAUCCCGUGGGGCAGCCUCAAGUACCUCAUCGGAGAGGUCAUGUAUGGAGGACGCGCCAUCGACAGCUUUGACCGCCGCAUCCUGACCAUCUACAUGGACGAGUACCUGGGAGACUUCCUUUUUGAUACUUUCCAGCCGUUCCACUUCUUCCACAACAAGGAAGUGGACUACAAAAUCCCCAGUGGCGACGAAAAGGAGAAAUUUGUCGAAGCCAUCGAGGCCCUGCCGCUUGCCAACACGCCCGAAGUGUUUGGUCUGCACUCCAAUGCGGAGAUCGGCUACUACACGCAGGCGGCGCGGGACAUGUGGGCUCACCUGCUGGAGCUGCAGCCACAGACAGGGGAGUCCAGCAGCGGCAUCAGCCGGGACGACUACAUUGGCAGUGUGGCCAAGGACAUUGAGAACAAGAUGCCCAAGGUCUUCGACUUGGACCAGGUCCGGAAGCACCUGGGCUUCAGCAUCUCGCCCACGUCGGUGGUGCUGCUGCAGGAGCUCGAGCGAUUCAACAAGCUGGUCGUGCGCAUGACCAAGUCCCUGGCUGAGCUGCAGAGGGCCCUGGCAGGAGAGGUUGGCAUGAGCAGUGAACUCGACGACGUGGCCAGGGCCCUUUUCAUUGGCCAGAUCCCUAACAUCUGGAGGAAGCUCGCACCCGACACCCUCAAGUCCCUGGGAAACUGGAUGGUCUACUUCCUGCGGCGCUUCAGCCAGUAUACGCAGUGGGUCACAGAUGGUGAGCCUGGUGUCAUGUGGCUCUCAGGGCUGCACAUCCCAGAGUCCUACCUCACGGCCCUGGUGCAGGCCACCUGUCGCAGGAAUGGCUGGCCGUUGGACCGCUCCACCCUCUUCACACACGUCACUAAGUUCCAAGAUGCAGAGGAGGUCAAUGAGCGGGCAGGGCAAGGGUGCUUCGUCUCGGGACUGUACCUCGAGGGUGCCGACUGGGACCUGGAGAGAGGGUGUCUCGUUAAGAGCAAACCUAAGGUGCUGGUUGUGGAUCUGCCCAUCCUGAAGAUCAUCCCCAUCGAAGCACACCGCCUCAAACUGCAGAACACCUUCCGGACGCCUGUCUACACCACCUCCACCAGAAGGAACGCCAUGGGAGUCGGCUUGGUUUUUGAAGCCGACCUCUUCACCACGAAGCACAUUUCUCACUGGGUAUUGCAGGGAGUGUGUCUCACCCUGAAUUCUGACUAACCCCUUCAGCAGAGCAGGGUGCAGAAGGGUCUCUCAGGGACUGACUGCAUCAAGGUCAUUCCGUGGACCUCUCAAGGGGAAGGGAAGGGGUGACACGGGUCUGCCUUCCAUUUGAAAUGGGGCUAUUUUUAUCUUAAGAUAAAUUAACCUGAGUGUUUUAAGUAUUAUUUUAAAAGGAUUCUGUAUAUUCAGAAAGUAAAUACCAGAGGCUUUUUAA